AUGAUUCAAACAUGGGAGGAGUUGACACGUGUCAUGCGAGCUAAAUUUGUGACGAGUUCGUAUACGCAAGAAUUGCAUGUUCAACUGCAAUCGAUGAAGCAAGGAAAUAGGACAGUCGAUGAGUUCUACAAGGAUUUGGAGGUGACUUUAAUGCGGGCUGAUGUUCGAGAUAGUCAACAAGCCACGGUAGCGAGGAUCUUGACGUGGCUGAAUCGAGACAUUGCUGACAAAGUGGGAUUGUAUCAUUUUGAUGAUAUUGAUGAAUUGGUGGAACGUGCUAUUACUAUUGAGAAGCAAUUGAAGCGUAAGGGCAAACAGAAAACAUUUGGUACGAAGCCCUUCACACCAAAUUAUACCAAGAAGGAUGACAAAACCCAAGUGGGUCAAGGAUACGGUAAAGGAAAAGGUAUUAUCAAGGAUGACACGCCACGGAACAAGCAUGUUGGAGCUGAUCCGGAGAAGCCGAGGAAUCGAGAUAUCAUUUGCUUCAAGUGUCAAGGUCGAGGCCACAUUGCAAGUCAAUGCCCAAACAAAAAAAUGAUGAUCCUCAAUAAGUUUGGGGAAUACGAAACGGAAUCUGAAAAUGAGGAGGGGGUUGAUCAAAGAGUAGAUGAGAAAAAUAACACGGAUGAUGAUUCUGAUUCUGGUGUUGGUUUGAGUUUGGUUACCUUACGAGCCUUAAGCACUAUGUCAAGGACCUUUGAUGAGGAACAACGAGAAAAUCUCUUUCAAACUCGUUGCAUAAUUGGAGGCAAAGUGUGUAGCCUCAUUAUUGAUAGUGGGAGUUGCACAAAUAUUGUAAGUGAACUUGCUGUUCGAAAAUUGAAUUUGCUAACAACACCCCACCCCAAACCAUUCAAAUUGCAGUGGGUUAGCAAUUACGGAGAUUUGAAUGUGAACAAGCAGGUGACGGUUCCUAUCAAGAUAAAAAAUUAUGAGGAUCAAGUCGUUUGUGAUGUGCUACCGAUGCAAGCUUGUCACAUAUUACUUGGAAGGCCAUGGCAGUUUGAUAGAAAGGCUCAUCAUGAUGGAUAUUUGAAUAGAUACUCAUUUGAGUUUGAGAGUAGAAAGAUAUGUUUAAAGCCGUUGUCUCCAAUGGAUGUCCAUGAGGACCAACUCUACAUGGAUCGUCAAUUUUUGGAAGAAGCCAAAGAAAAGAGAGAAAGAAAAAAGAGUGAAAAAAAUAAGAGUGAAAAAGGUGAGCAUAGGAGUGAGAAAAGUGAGAGCGAAAAAAAUAAGAGUGACAAAAGAGAGCAAGUGAGUGAACAACGCAAGAGUGAGCUUGAAAGAAAAAUGCUUGUGAGCUUGAGAGAGGCAAAAAAUUUGAAAGUUCAUGAGGGAAGUUCUUAUUUACUUUUGAUUAAACCUGUUUAUUUGUCUAAACAAGAGCUAAUGGAACUCCCUCCCAAUGUUGCUUCUCUUUUGCAGGAAUAUCAAGAUGUGUUUCCUGAUGAAGUAACCGGAGGAUUACCACCUAUUCGGGGCAUUGAGCACCAGAUGGAUCUCAUUCCAGGUGCAUCAAUUCCAAAUCGUCCAGCUUACAAGGCAAGUCCAGAGGAAGUCAAGGAAAUACGUAAGCAAGUGGAUGAGUUGCUUGACAAAGGCUGGAUUCUCAAAAGCCUAAGCCCUUGUGCUGUACCGGUUCUUCUUGUCCCAAAGAAGGAUGGCGGGUGGAGGAUGUGCAUCGAUUGUCGAGCCGUAAAUGCCAUAAUGUGGAUAUCAUCAGAUUAG
This is a messenger RNA of Andrographis paniculata, 1731 nucleotides long. RefSeq lists its product as uncharacterized. The coding region runs from base 1 to 1731 and encodes 576 amino acids. The transcript is spliced from 2 exons. Gene Ontology annotation, molecular function: nucleic acid binding; zinc ion binding. NCBI's taxonomy places the organism in Eukaryota, Viridiplantae, Streptophyta, Magnoliopsida, Lamiales, Acanthaceae. The record is from RefSeq and is a predicted model, not a curated record.